GAAUAUGCAAGAAAAGCUCUUGAUUUUCUCUGGGAAAAAAGACAACGAAGUAGUAAUUUAGUGGGCGUGACUAUAAAUAUUCAUACUGGAGAUUGGGUACGAAAAGAUAGUGGAGUUGGAGCAGGGAUUGAUUCAUAUUACGAAUAUCUAUUGAAAGCCUAUGUCUUGCUUGGAGAUGACAGUUUUCUGGAAAGAUUCAAUACACACUAUGAUGCCAUAAUGAGGUACAUUAGCCAGCCACCUCUUCUGCUUGAUGUGCAUAUUCACAAACCAAUGCUGAAUGCUCGGACUUGGAUGGAUGCUCUGCUAGCCUUUUUUCCGGGUUUACAGGUUUUAAAGGGGGAUAUUAGACCUGCUAUUGAAACUCAUGAAAUGUUGUAUCAGGUGAUUAAAAAACAUAAUUUUCUACCAGAGGCUACAGGAGAUCCUUACUACCUUGAAGUAGGGAAAACACUUAUUGAAAAUUUAAAUAAAUAUGCUAGAGUGCCUUGUGGAUUUGCUGCCAUGAAGGAUGUGCGUACUGGAAGUCAUGAGGACAGGAUGGAUUCUUUCUUUUUGGCUGAAAUGUUUAAAUAUCUUUACCUAUUAUUUGCUGAUAAAGAAGACAUUAUUUUUGACAUAGAAGAUUACAUCUUUACGACAGAAGCUCAUCUCUUACCUCUUUGGCUCUCUACUACAAAUCAAAACAUCUCUAAGAAGAACACAACCUCAGAAUAUACAGAACUGGAUGACAGUAAUUUUGAUUGGACUUGUCCAAAUACUCAAAUUCUCUUCCCUAAUGACCCGUUGUAUGCUCAGAGCAUUCGUGAACCCUUGAAAAAUGUGGUGGAUAAGAGUUGUCCUAGAGGCAUCAUCAGAGUAGAGGAGAGUUUCAGGAGUGGAGCUAAACCCCCUCUCAGAGCCAGAGAUUUCAUGGCCACUAACCCUGAGCAUUUAGAAAUCCUGAAGAAGAUGGGGGUGAGUUUGAUUCACCUCAAAGAUGGGAGAGUCCAGUUGGUCCAACAUGCAAUCCAAGCUGCUAGUUCAAUUGACGCUGAAGAUGGGUUGAGGUUUAUGCAGGAGAUGAUCGAAUUGUCAAGUCAGCAACAGAAAGAGCAGCAGCUACCUCCACGAGCUGUACAAAUUGUUUCCCACCCAUUUUUUGGCAGAGUAGUAUUGACUGCAGGACCAGCUCAGUUUGGGCUGGAUCUGUCUAAACAUAAAGAGACAAGAGGAUUUGUUGCAAGCAGUAAACCAUACAAUGGUUGUUCAGAGCUUACCAACCCUGAGGCAGUGAUGGGAAAAAUCGCCUUGAUACAAAGAGGACAGUGCAUGUUUGCAGAAAAGGCACGCAAUAUCCAAAAUGCUGGAGCCAUUGGUGGCAUUGUUAUUG
Molecule: messenger RNA, 1372 nt
Organism: Galeopterus variegatus (Sunda flying lemur)
Lineage: Eukaryota; Metazoa; Chordata; Mammalia; Dermoptera; Cynocephalidae
Gene: EDEM3
Product: ER degradation enhancer, mannosidase alpha-like 3
Exons: 10
Biological process (GO): mannose trimming involved in glycoprotein ERAD pathway; endoplasmic reticulum mannose trimming; carbohydrate metabolic process
Cellular component (GO): membrane; endoplasmic reticulum
Molecular function (GO): calcium ion binding; mannosyl-oligosaccharide 1,2-alpha-mannosidase activity
Source: RefSeq, a predicted model, not a curated record